AUGCGGAUUCACGAGCGAGCAGAGCCGUCAAACCACAACCACCGCCAAAAGAGAAACCGCCAAAAAAGCCUGUGUUCUGACGUAUUGCGUGUUUUUCACAAACAAUUAGGUGUCGACGCCCGUUUCCCCAACGUCAACCAGACCAAGCACUGCUGGCAAAACUACGUCGAUUACCACAAGUGCAUUCUCGCCAAGGGCGAGGACUUCGCUCCCUGCCGCCAGUUCUGGCUCGCCUACCGCUCUCUCUGCCCCAGCGGCUGGUACCAGAGAUGGGACGAGCAGCGUGAGGCUGGCAACUUCCCCGUCAAGCUGGAGUAA
Molecule: messenger RNA, 318 nt
Organism: Sordaria macrospora k-hell
Lineage: Eukaryota; Fungi; Ascomycota; Sordariomycetes; Sordariales; Sordariaceae
Cellular component (GO): mitochondrion; respiratory chain complex IV
Source: RefSeq, a predicted model, not a curated record